UGCUCCAAAGAGUAGAAGAAGAAGAUGAUGAUGAUCAGCAUGUGGGGUAUCUACGUUGCAAUCUUCAUCAGUCGCAUCCUAAAUGAAUGAAUCGAGCUUUACAUCUCUUGUGGACAUUUAACGUUUAAACCGAGGAGAUGAAAUGAGACAAUAACCAAAAAUCAUCGUCAAAACAGCUGCCACCCGUACAGCAGACAAAAUGAGCAAGGACGCGCCUGCUGACCGUGGUUUUCUGGUCGCCAUCAUUUUCUUCAUCCUGGGAUUGGGAACGCUGCUGCCAUGGAACUUUUUCAUGACCGCCUCAAUGAGACUCAACACAUCUGAAUCGGGGAACGGAACGAUAGCAUCCGGAAAAGAGUAUUAUUUCAACAACUGGAUGACGCUGCUUUCCCAGCUGCCUUUGCUGCUGUUCACGCUGCUCAACUCUAUUCUCUAUCCACGGAUCUCGGAGAAGAUGAGGAUUGGAGGAAGUCUAGUCUUCAUCUUCCUGCUCUUCUUCCUCACUGCCGUCCUGGUGAUGAUCCCCAUGGAGGAGGACCGGUUCUUCUCCAUCACCAUGGCGACCAUCUGGUUCAUCAACUGUGAAGCUAAAAGUGACUCUGCAGCUCUGGGUUAUUUCAUCACUCCAUGUGUGGGGACUUUAAUCACACUCUUCAGUUACAUGAUGCUUCCCAAACUGGAGUUUGCAAGAUUUUACCUGGAAAACAAAGGCAAGAGCUACGAGUUGGAGACAUCCAGAGAGCUGCUGCCCACAGGUGAUGCUGAAGUCUCUGAGAAGACGAGUGAACCGCUGAAUGGCCCUGUGGCCAACGGGACUCCCAGUAAUGGCAUUAACAGUGUGAGUGAAGAGGAUUCUGGGAAACAGGCCUUCAUCUCGCUGCAGCAAGAAAGCGCGUCCACUCAGAAGAGCUCCGUCAUCCAGGUCUUCAGGAAGAUCUGGGUGAUGGCCUUCUGCGUGACCUUCGUCUUCAUUGUUACGCUCUCGGUUUUUCCUGCUGUCACUGUGGACGUGAAAACUGCCUAUGGAGGAAAAUGGGAACAAUACUUCAUUCCAGUGUUUUGCUUUCUCUGCUUUAACUUGUGUGACUGGGCUGGCAGAACCGUGACCUCAGUGUUUAAGUGGCCGCAUAAAGACAGCCGUCUGUUUCCUCUGCUGGUGGUGAGUCGUGUGAUCUUCGUGCCGCUGCUGAUGAUGUGUAACGUACAGGACCGACAGAACCUGCCUGUGCUUUUCUCCAACGACUUCAUCUUCGUCUUCAUCAUGCUGCUGUUCUCCGUCUCCAGCGGAUACUUUGUGUGUUUGUCCAUGACCUACGCACCACAGCUUGUGGAGCCUAAAGACGCAGAGACUGCCGGAGCCCUGAUGACCUUUUUCCUGGCUCUGGGUUUGUCUUUAGGAGCAGCGAUUUCAUUCCCGCUGCGCUUACUGGUCUGACACACACACACACACACACACACACACACACACACAAAUGGAUGCUCUCAGGGCCACUGAAGGAAAGUGUGUGUGUGUGUGUGUCAGCUGUUCAUAUAAAUCACACACGCACACACAUUAAGAAAAGGAAGAGCUCUCUCUGGCAGCUUAAAACAUGCAAAUACUGUGCAUCAUC
Molecule: messenger RNA, 1610 nt
Organism: Danio rerio (zebrafish)
Lineage: Eukaryota; Metazoa; Chordata; Actinopteri; Cypriniformes; Danionidae
Source: RefSeq, a predicted model, not a curated record